Molecule: messenger RNA, 979 nt
Organism: Dermatophagoides farinae (American house dust mite)
Lineage: Eukaryota; Metazoa; Arthropoda; Arachnida; Sarcoptiformes; Pyroglyphidae
Source: RefSeq, a predicted model, not a curated record
UGAUAAUGAAAUGAUCAAUGAUUCAUCAUUAUUGAAUCAAUCAUCAUCAUCAUCAUCGUCAUCAUCGCCGGGCCAGAAUGAACAUAAUAUUAAUGUUGUCAUCAGAGUGAGGCCCAUAAUUACUCGGCCACGAACGUCAACAUCAUUGACGACGACAACAAAUAAUAACAACAGCAGCAACUUGAAUAAAUUGAUUAGCCAACGAGCCGAGACAACUACGACGAAGACGAGCACGAUUAAUUCAACAACAACAACAACAACGGACCAAAGACAACAGUAUGUUAAUGGUGGUGGUGGUGAAAUUGAUGCUCAUCAUCAUCAACAACAUCAUCAAUUGACGGCUAUAACAUUUCCAGCGGCUGGUCAAAUUCAGGUUGAAGAUACCAUUGCCAAUGUAAGCCGAUCAUUUGCAUUUAAUGUUGUAUUUGAACCUGAAGCUAGCCAAGAACAAGUGUUUGAACAUUCUGGUGUUAAAAGAUUAAUCGAUAUGGCAUUAGAUGGUUUUGCAUGUACAGUAUUUGCAUAUGGACAAACAAGUACUGGAAAAACAUAUACACUAACCGGAAAUGCAUUUCAGUUUGCACGAUAUUCAUCAGCUGGAAAUUCUGCGAAGAAAACAUCAUCAUCGUCGUCGAAUAAACGACGUUCAAAAUCACAGCCACCAGAUUCCAUCAAUGAAUCAUUGAAUAUCGACGAAACAAUGAAAAAUUCCUCACCAAAUAUUGGUAUUAUACAGCUAUCAUUUGCAUAUUUAUUUGAACAGAUAAAACGACGUAAAAGUCGUGAUCAAACAUUACUUUAUAUAAUAACCGUUUCAUAUCUAGAGGUUUAUAAUGAACAGGUACUGGAUCUAUUGAAUCCAUCCACACGAUCAUUAAAUGUACGUUGGUCAAAAGAUCGUGGUUUCUAUGCUGAAAAUCUAUUCAAAGUUGAAUGUGAAGAUUUGGGCGAUCUUGAAGGCGUACUUGAAGAAGGUUAG